AUCACCUCCCCCAGCUUGUCUAUACACGAUUUCUACAAACAACCCAGAAAAGUCUCUGUAGUCAGUAUCAGUGGAUUAAAAACACCUACAGUAAAUAUGAGGAUGAGGACAGCUUUUCAGUGCUUGCUGUUGUUUAUAUGGCACGGGUGUCUGCUCACCGCUGUAACCUCGACCACUGUAUGCCGUCGGCCUCCUGAGGAGAACGGCUCAGAGCUGAGUGGAGGACAGUUAUUUUUCGAGCCAGGGACGGAGGUUACACUGUCAUGCACCCAGGGAUACUCAAAUGCCGGGGGGUCACGUAAAAUAAUCUGCAAAAAUAAUGGAGAGUGGACCACGCGCGAGCUGAAGUGCAACCCAAAGCGAUGUCCGGUUCCAAAAUCACUGCAAAAUGGAAAAGCAGACUUCGAAGGAAUUGUUUAUCAAAACGUCAUCACGUAUUCCUGCUUGGAGGGAUACAUACUGGUUGGAGCCAGUCAAAGCAAAUGCUUACACACGGGCCAGUGGAGUGAGACUCCCCCACAGUGUGAAGCUAUUGUUUGUGAUCUUCCGGUUAUUCCACCUUACUCCAAAAUCGUAUAUGACAGAGCGUUCAGUGGGAACACCGUAGAUUUUGGUUUUGGAGGAACCUAUGAGUGUUUGCCUCCCUUUGUUCUCUUUGGUGAGAAAAGAGCCACGUGCACUGCCAACGGCACAUGGAGCGAACCACCAGAGUGCAAGCUAGUAACAUGUCCCGUGCCCAGAGUAAUAGAGAAUGGAUUUCUGUCAUUUGCUGAGACUCGAGAGCAUGGGUAUACGGAAAAAGUCAAGUACGGCUGUAACCCAUCCUAUGUCCUCGUUGGACCAGUGGAGGCUGAAUGUACAGAAACUGGCUUAUGGUCCAGUAUUCCUGCAUGUAAAGGUCCUUGUAAGGUUAAUAUAUAUAGGGGACGCAUUAUGUACAAAGGUUUAAAGAUAUGGAUUGAGGACUUCAGUCCCAACCUGGUGUUGCACUCAGAGUCUGUCACUGUCUACUGUAUGAAUAAUGGGAGAAACUGUGGCUAUCCUGUGACAAUGCAGUGUAACGACGGACAAAUGCCGAUUCCCACCUGUUACGAAGAACCUGGUGCUAUGUCAUACAAAUUUCGGUCAGGAUAUCUGCCAUCUGAGAUCGAGCAGUGCAACUGAUCACUGCAAGCUAGGACACGAAAAGGAUGAAUAGAAAAAGACAUUUUGACGUCUGCUUGAAGAAAAACAACAGUUCUUGCUUCCAGGGUUUAAGAUCACUCUUCCAGCAUGUAAUAUUAUGACUGAUCAAGACAUUUAAAAAUAUAAUAUCAUUUUAAUUUUUUUAUUAAAAAAAAGUUUUUGCUUUUAAUAAUAAUAAUAAUAAUAAUAAUAAUAAUAAUAAUAAUAAUAAUAAUAAUAAUAAUAAUAAUAAUAAUCUAUUUUAGAUUAUUAUAUUUAAAUAAAAGCAAAAACACAGAGACUGUUUUGUCUUUUGGACUUUCCACAACCCUAAAUGGGCAAAAGUACAACUUAGAUGCCCUUAUCAGAGUGACUUACAUGUUUAUCUCAUUCUCUUUAUACAACCAAGCAAUUUAGGGUUAAGGGCCUUGCUCAGGAGCCCAGCAGUGGCAGACUGAUGGACCUGGGAAUUGACCUCACAACCUUUGAAUUGGUAAUAAAGUACCUUAACCACUAGGCUACCAACUCCACCUUAUUAUUAUUAUUAUUAUUAUUAUUAUUAUUAUUAUUAUUAUUAUUAUUAUUAUUAUUAUUAUUAUUAACUAGUAAAUUAAUGAAUGUUUUUGGCAAAGGAAUAAACACUUGUAAUAAACACAAUACUGAAAAGCAUUCACAUAUUUUUUCUGUAAAACAAUAAACUUCUACUAAUACAAUAAAAAAAAAACUUAAUAUAAGUGAUGAAGUGUGUUUGGAUGUGAAAGUAAAGAGACUCCCUGAA
Tachysurus fulvidraco (yellow catfish) is the source of this 1942-nucleotide messenger RNA. Its product is annotated as beta-2-glycoprotein 1. Lineage: Eukaryota; Metazoa; Chordata; Actinopteri; Siluriformes; Bagridae. The transcript is spliced from 8 exons. Bases 97 to 1164 code for a protein of 355 amino acids. The record is from RefSeq and is a predicted model, not a curated record.